UAAUAUCUCAAAAGUCAAUUGAGGUUCUACAUAAUUAGCCAUUAAAAAAUAUAUAAAAAAUUGACAAUAAAAAAUUCUCUCUAUCAACUGUUCACUACAGAAACCAACGACAAUGGCAGUUCUCGACAUCUCCGUCACUUGUGAAGACCCAAUUGGAGGCUCAGAACGUCACACUCAUCUGAGUAGUGAAAGAAAAACCCUUCAUAAACCUCUAUUCGCCCAAUGUCUUCGAUUGGGCUCUCUCUAAAAUUGACACUACCCAGCGACGCUCCCUUUCCCAUUUCUGCUUUUCAUUCCCAUUCCAACCCGAGAAAGAUCAGUCCUACAUUGAGAUUCGGGCCCAGAAUGGCCGUGGCGGCUCCGACGAACUUUGGUUUUAAGGAUUUGAUGGAGACUAUCAUGGUGGACGUCCACAGAGCCGAGAAUAGGCCCCUGAAUGUUCCUCUGAUUGCACCUUUUACGAUCGCGACAUGUCGGCUUGAAAAGGUCGAGAAUGUUGCGAUUCGAAUCGAAUUGAAAAAUGGGUGCGUUGGGUGGGGUGAGGCCCCAAUUUUGCCAUUCGUUACGGCCGAGGAUCAGCCUAUUGCCAUGGCUAAGGCAACCGAGGCUUGCGAGUUCUUGCGCCGGUGUCCCGAGAUGACCCUUAGUUCGGCUUUGGGAGAGAUCAGUGGGAUUCUUCCGGGACAUGAGUUUGCUUCUGUUAGAGCGGGAGUGGAGAUGGCAUUAAUUGAUGCAGUUGCGAGCGAUAUUGGGGUGCCUCUGUGGAGAUUGUUUGGUGGAGUUUCAAACACCAUAACCACUGAUAUAACAAUUCCAAUUGUUCCCCCAGCUGAUGCAGCUGCAUUGGCUUCAAAGUACUGCAAACAAGGUUUCGGAACAUUGAAACUUAAGGUGGGAAAGAAUCUAAAUACAGAUAUUGAAGUUCUUCAGGCCAUACGAGAAAUCCACCCAGAUUGCCUUUUCAUCUUGGAUGCUAAUGAAGGAUAUAAACCAAUGGAAGCUGUUGAAGUUCUUGAAAAAUUACAUGAAAUGGGAGUUACCCCUAUUUUGUUUGAACAACCAGUUCAUAGAGAUGAUUGGGAUGGCCUUGGUUAUGUUACCCAUAUUGCAAGGAAUAAAUAUGGUGUAUCAGUGGCAGCUGAUGAGAGCUGUAGAAGUGUAACUGAUGUAAAAAAAAUAGUUGAAGGAGAUCUUGCUGAUGUCAUAAAUAUUAAGCUUGCCAAAGUUGGGGUUGUUGGGGCCCUUGAAAUUAUUGAGAUAGCCAAAGCAUCUGGAUUGAAAUUGAUGAUUGGUGGUAUGAUUGAGACAAGAUUAGCUAUGGGAUUUUCUGGCCAUCUUGCUGCUGGCCUUGGGGUUUUUCAGUUCAUAGACCUGGAUACACCACUGCUGCUUUCAGAAGAUCCAGUUCAUGGAGGUUAUAAAGUUUCUGGUGCUGUAUAUGAGUUUACAAACUCCAGAGGCCAUGGCGGGUUCCUUCACUGGGAUGAAAUUGCUUAAAUCAAGAUCUGCGAGCAAUUUCAAAGCUUCGCAAUGACAAAUUUUAUAAGCUCCCUGUAAUUGGUCAUCACAAUAAUGCUGAAAAGCAUCUGAUUGCUUGUGUAAACGAAUUUAUGGAUCCUCUAGUUUUAACAAAUUUGGGAAACUAUGCAUCUUUUGGCGACUUCCUUUUACUGUAACAGUAAGUUUGUAAUAUCAAACCUUCUUUUUGUCAAGGGAAACUUUUAAUUGGUCAGAGGUUGUAUUUAGUGGCUUUCAUAAAGAGUGCAAGAGUUUUAUGUUUUCAGGUAGUUGUUAUGAAUGAAAGGAUGAUCUUCAUCUUAUGCAGCCUCCAAGAUUGUGGUAGAAAAUCUGGGGAUUACUUUUUGGGAUCGUUUGGUAUGCAGUUUUUAUUUUAUGAGAAUAGGUUUAAUAUUGCUUAGAGUGUGAUGAAGGAAAUUAUAAACUUAGGAAAGCAAUAUUCCGGUAUGCUCAAUAAUAUUAUAAAGAUGUAUGAGAAUAUGAAGAUUACUUUGUUUGCUUGACAUAGGAAUGAAAUGUGUCAAUUUUUUCUUUACAA
Messenger RNA from Cannabis sativa, 2056 nucleotides. Its product is annotated as L-Ala-D/L-amino acid epimerase. NCBI's taxonomy places the organism in Eukaryota, Viridiplantae, Streptophyta, Magnoliopsida, Rosales, Cannabaceae. The record is from RefSeq and is a predicted model, not a curated record. The transcript is spliced from 7 exons. Gene Ontology annotation, molecular function: racemase and epimerase activity, acting on amino acids and derivatives. Bases 223 to 1497 code for a protein of 424 amino acids.